AUGUCCGACCCAUUGGCCGCCACUAAUUGUCAAACCGAUGCCAUGCAAUCAUUGGAAAAGGUAUUACAAAACGUCAGGUUUGGGGCAAUAAUUGGCCCAAAGUAUGAGCAAAUGCUAGACAAAAACGCAAAUAUCAUACAAACACAACCGCAAGAGUCCGACUAUUCACUGAUUUUAGUGGCCAGUUGUGCGAAACAAACGGUUAAAAAGGUGUUAGACUUAGCUGUUGACCGGAAAUCCGACCCAAAGUUUAUGUCACUUCUAAACAAUGCAUUUGUCGGCGGAAAGAGUGGUACUAAACAUACGGAUCGGGCGUCGGCGGUGGCCAACGACGACAAGGAAGAGUGGCGGGGGUUUGCGGUCCGACAGACGGUUAGUGUCGCCGACGACGGCGGGCCACAGGAGGCGCGCAUUAUAUCGCAACAUUUAUAUCGGUCUAUAAAUAACCAAAAACCCAGUGUUUGGUUCAUAUUUUCAGGUCGAGUGCCAAACAUAAGCGAUCGGAUGCCGUCCCUAAUGACAAACCAGGCGUUCCGGGUGUCCAUCGAAGAGUCGGCCCGUAUACUUACCCUACUGGGGGUCGAUCUCAUGGCAUAUUUAAGCCAAACACCGACCGAUCGCCAGAAAGAGACCACCGAAGCGAUGGUCACGAGAUAUCGGAUCGUAACGUUCGCCUAUCAGAUGGCUUUUGUGGACGCCCUGAGCGCACUCGGCAUCACUCCCGACGGUUAUAUCGGUAUGUCUAUGGGAGAGCUCGGGUGCGCACAUUUGGACGGUGUGGCCAAUAGAGAUCAGUGUUUCAGGCUAUUGAUGGCCACAGGAUUGCCAACUGGUCUACCAGAGGGGCGCAAGUACUUGAGCGCCCUAAUCGACUGUCCAUGGUCAGAGUUGGGCGCACUACUCGCCCCCACAACCCUAAUUAGCCCAUACGGUCAUUGCAACCAAAAUCAAUCCAUGGUAAUCGGAGAAGAGGGAGCCGUUAAGGCACUGGUGGCUGACAUGAACGCCACUCCCGGCGCCCCCACAGGCAGAACACUGGCUCCGGGCGCGCACUUAAUGCACACCGAAGGGGCGUUUGUACCGGAUUUUUACGACACUGUAGUAAAACGAUUGGCCAAAGCGGUACCUGAGUUGGUCGGGCGGGGUCGGGGUCCCAGCCAUCGAUGGCUACUCACAGCGGCUAUGAGCCCGGGUGUGGUCAGCCCGGAAUACAGCGCCGGGGCUAAAGACUUUUCACUUGUCCAAUAUUUUGGCCGCGUUUUGGUCUCUCAUAUGUACGUAAAAGAGGCGGUCGAUCGGCUCCCGGCCAACGCCCUGGUCAUCGAUGUCGGGUCGGGCGGACGGUUCCGUGACUUUGCCCUUAUUGGCAGACCUCAGGCCCGCUAUUUUGACAUUCAAGGCAUUGAUUUGAACAUCAAUUCUGUGUCCGCUUAUGGGUUGGACGGACUGUUGCGCGAAAUGGGAUACCUGUUUACUACCGGUGUUUUGCCCUUGACACUGUGA
Medioppia subpectinata is the source of this 1503-nucleotide messenger RNA. The record is from the annotation of a GenBank genome assembly. Lineage: Eukaryota; Metazoa; Arthropoda; Arachnida; Sarcoptiformes; Oppiidae.